Zingiber officinale is the source of this 563-nucleotide messenger RNA. RefSeq lists its product as uncharacterized. The record is from RefSeq and is a predicted model, not a curated record. The transcript is spliced from 4 exons. Lineage: Eukaryota; Viridiplantae; Streptophyta; Magnoliopsida; Zingiberales; Zingiberaceae. The coding region runs from base 3 to 347 and encodes 114 amino acids. Gene Ontology annotation, cellular component: MICOS complex; mitochondrial inner membrane; mitochondrion.
AUAUGUCCGAGUGGUUAAGGAGACAGACUCGAAAUCUGUUGGGCUUUGCCUGCGCAGUCAUGGCGGAAGAGGCCACUGAUGGCGGCGUCAAUAAGGCUACGCCACCACUUACGCGCUACGAUUUGGACCCCAAGUUGGACGCAUGCCUAGACCUCUCUAUCCGCCGUCUCCUUUACUCCUCCCUCGCUGGUGCCUCUGCUGCCGUCCUCUUCUUCAGGAGUCGAACUACAAGAUGGGCAACUGUUGCUUUUAGUGCUGGUGCAGGAGUUGGAUCAGCAUACACUGAAUGCUCUUACAUUCUCAAUGGUUAUUUGCCAAAAUGGCCAGCUUAUAAGGUUGAAAAGUAAAGAUCGAGCCAGUGAGCGAGGAUCGCUGUUCAAGGAAUUUUUCAACAUAAAUUGUUUUUCUAGCUUUAUCAUCAUGUCCGUCGCACUUGUGCUUGACGGAUGCUUCGACAUAAAUUGGUUUGUACUGUUGCAUUUUGCAGAUUAAAGCUUCCUGCUGCUUUUGUGGCAGCGUUGCUUUGAUACCUGGAGAAAAUGCGAUAAGCCUCGUUUGAAUUA